AUGUCUUCACCAACCGAUGCUCCUCUUCCAGCUACCAUGCGGGCACCUCACUGUGAGUCCCAGGGUCAACCUCUCAUCGUCAAGACCAUCCUAACACCCCAGCCCAGUCCCGGCAGUCUUGUCAUCAAAGUUCUGGCUAUAAGCAUUGAUCCUGAUAUCCAGAACAUCAUCGAUGGAAAGAUUCCCUACCUCUAUACACCCACACCCUUUAUUCCCGGUGGUCAGGCCAUCGGCCGUGUUGCAGCCACCGGUCCCGACACUACUACCUUGACCGUGGGACAACUCGUGGCCAUCGAGCCUUAUAUUCGCGGUCGCGAUAAUUCAGAUGGCCAAAGUUUAUGGGGUAUUGGCGUUUUCGGAGAGGAUCCCAAAGCGAAGACACUCAUCGAUGCUUGGCGUUAUGGUCUAUUGGCUGAAUAUGUAAAUGCACCACUUGAGAACGUUUAUGCAUUGAAUGAGAAACGUCUCUUGGGACUUACCACAGAAGGAGGCCUUGGCUAUUCGCUCGGAGAUCUCUCAAUACUUGCUCGACACCUCGUACCUUAUGGAAGAUUCCGAGGAAUCGAUCUGAAGCCCGGAGAAACCGUCAUCAUGGCACCUGCUACCGGUUUAAUUUCCAGCGCUGCAGUAGAAGAAGCAUCCUCAAUGGGUGCACGCGUCGUUGCCGUCAGUAGGGACCUGUCCAAAUUGCAGAAACUGGCAGCAGCGAAUCAACGCGUCGAGAUUGUGCAGACCUCUGGUAAUUACGAGGAAGAUCUUGCGAACAUCAAAGCAUUCGGUCCAAUAGAUGCGUUUUUAGAUUUAUCGCCCAAAGAAGCCAAUGACUCGAGCCAUAUUAGAGCUUGUUUGAUGUCGCUGAAGAAUUAUGGGAGAGCGUCGCUGAUGGGCGUACCGACUAAUGAUAUUGAUAUUUCCUACAUGAUGGCGGUUAUGAACAAUCUCACGAUAAAGGGUUAG
Messenger RNA from Sclerotinia borealis F-4128, 957 nucleotides. The record is from the annotation of a GenBank genome assembly. NCBI's taxonomy places the organism in Eukaryota, Fungi, Ascomycota, Leotiomycetes, Helotiales, Sclerotiniaceae.